Molecule: messenger RNA, 3066 nt
Organism: Peromyscus leucopus (white-footed mouse)
Lineage: Eukaryota; Metazoa; Chordata; Mammalia; Rodentia; Cricetidae
Gene: Art5
Product: ADP-ribosyltransferase 5
Exons: 4
Coding region: 1899-2828 (309 amino acids)
Molecular function (GO): NAD+-protein-arginine ADP-ribosyltransferase activity; NAD+ poly-ADP-ribosyltransferase activity
Source: RefSeq, a predicted model, not a curated record
CCUACCCCUCCUGCGUCCCCACACAGCUGCUCAGAAAUGUGACACUCCCCCUGUCUAUUUCAAGCUCUCUCAAGGCUCAGGGACACUAGCCUCUGCCCAAUGUGACCUGGACCAACCUUCUUCCCAUGACAAUGGGAGCUGCUCAACACAGGAGAGACAGGAUAGCAGCCUCCUCACCAGACUGUACCUCCAGGCAUCUCCGUUCAUUUUUUCCCUCUUAUUAUUAUUGCUUUCUUUCACAAUGUCCAGGCUGGCCUCCAACUUGAAUCGAUCCUUUUGCCUCUGCCUCCCUCCUGAAUGCUGGGAUUAUAGGCGUGUGCCACCAUCUCAAGCUUUGUUCUGUUCUAAGGAGCCAAGGUUCCAGCUGGAUCCCUGACCCACCAUGUGACCUGAGAGGACUUUCUGCCCCUCUCAGGAUCCCUGGCCCGUUACCAGAUUUGACUCCACUUUUUGGGACCUUGUUGGCGCUCCAGGUGCUGGGGUGUAAGAAAUUCCCCAAGCCAGAGGCUGUCCCCACACAGCAUUUGCUGUCCCUGCACCUACCAGUACUUGAAUCCUCCAGAGAGAGGAAGGGUGGGGUAGGUAGGCAAGGGUGUUAAUGCUCUUCCACUUCCCAACCCAGCCUUCCCACCACAGGGACACAGUCUGCUUUCCUCUUUAGUCAUCAAGAAGGGAUGGAGAACACAGGCUGUUAGGUGAAGGAAACUUUAUUUGGUUGACAGUCCGCGGUGGUGAAGGGAUGGUGAUUGUGUAAACUCAUGAGCGGGACCCGAGAGGCCCUUGGCAGGUUUCAUAGGUCAUGCUUACCCUAGCCCCAGCAGGUGGCAUCUCUUAAGCCCUGAUGUUCAGAACAUAUGCCCUCCACCUUCCCAUAAACUGGCCCCUUCUCCCAUUACCUCCAACUGGGCAUCUGAAAUUCAGAACUGGGUUAUUUUUAGUCAAGCCCAAGGGAGGCGUGAGAGAGAGCUGUGUUUACAAACACAGGGUCACCUGAACCGGAGAGGUCCAGAAGGCAGCUAGGGCUUCCUUCUACUCUUCCCUACCGACCAGGGUAGGGAGACAGAGUGUUAGGAAUAGGGAAGGAAGUGGGCGCAGGGGGUCUUUGAUGCUGGUGCACGUGACCCAACGUGUGUCGUAUGCAAAUUGUAUGCAAAUAAGACAGAUUUGGCGACUUAACAUGAUGUACGAGGAGCGACCCUCGCGGGGUUUCGUGGCCUGGUGGUCGGGUGCCCUGGCCCUGGCCAGGUCCCAGGGCCACCGGAGAAAGGGCCAAGCCUCACAAGUCCCUCCUUCAGCCUUGACCUAGCUCUGAUCUUACAGAAAGAACCUGUCACCCAAGGGAAGGAGAGUUUUGCCCCUCAACCACUCAAGGACUCUGCCAGUCCAGCUCCCACGCCCCUGUCUGUUGUUGGGGGAAGAUAGGUGUCGGGUUACCAGUCCAGGGGCUAUAGUUAGCCGCGGGGACUUUGUUCCGCAGUCCGGGAUCUGCGCAGCGCCUGCCCGCACCUCAGCCCUAGUCUGCGGCAAAAAGGAUCGGAGCCCUAGGCUACUCUCGGCCUCCGCCACCUCCAGGUAGGUCCUCGUCCCCGCCCCGCCCCUCUGCAGGCGGAGCCAUAUAACUGCCCCACCUAUACCACGGCAAAGAAGUCCUGGAGAGCCUGGGUGAGGGGCCAUCUAGUAGUUAUAGACGAGGGCUUGAGAUGGGGACAGUAAAGUCCGAAGCCCUGCCUAUCCUUAGAUUUGUCCUUGGCCCCGCCCCACAUCACUUCUGAAUUCCAGUCCUUGACUAAGGACCCUCAGGGUGCAGGAGGAAGGUCCUGGAGCCCAUCCAAGCCAGCACCCCGUCUCCACUGGCCUCAUCAUUAUCUGGAUCCUGCCAUCCUGGGAGUCCUCCAAGGAUGAUUCUGGAGGAUCUGCUGAUGGUCCUCAGUUGUCUCGGCCUGCACACCCUUUGGAAGGUCCAAGCUGUUCCUAUCCUGCCCCUGAGCCUGGUUCCAGACACCUUCGAUGAUGCCUACGUGGGUUGCUCCGAGGAGAUGGAGGAGAAAGCAGGCCUGCUGCUGAAGGAGGAGAUGGCCCGCCAUGCCCUGCUCCGGGAAUCCUGGGAAGCAGCCCAAGAGGCCUGGGAACACCGGCGGCACACGCUCACUCUACCUCCUGGCUUCAAAGCCCAGCACGGAAUAGCUAUUAUGGUGUACACCAACUCAUCCAACACCUUGUACUGGGAGCUGAACCAGGCUGUGCGGACAGGAGGUGCCUCCCGGGAGCUCUACAUGAGGCACUUCCCCUUCAAGGCCCUGCAUUUCUACCUGACCCGGGCCCUGCAGCUGCUUCGGGGCACCCGAGGCUGCAGUAGGGAAGAUGGGGAGGUGGUGUUCCGAGGCGUGGGCAGCCUUCACUUUGAACCCAAGAGACUGGGGGACUCUGUCCGAUUAGGACAGUUUGCCUCCAGCUCUCUGGAUGAAACUGUGGCUCGUGGGUUUGGUAAUGCCACUUUUUUCAAUCUAAGGACUUGUUUUGGGGCUCUUAUCCAGGCUUUGUCUGUCUUCCCUGAGGAGCGUGAGGUGCUGAUACCCCCACAUGAAGUCUUCUUGGUCACUGGGUUCUUCCAGCAUGGAGCCCAGAGCAUAGUAACUCUCUGGAGUUAUAAUCAGACCUGCAGCCACUUUAACUGCGCCUAUUUGGGUGGGGAGAAGAGGCACGGCUGUGUGUCCUCAACAGCAGGAGGGCAGCCAGAGUCAUCCUCCACAGAGGCCUUGGCUCUGCAAUCAGGGAAGACGCUGCUCUUGGACCCUGGGGAGUGGCAGCUCUCGAGAGCUGGACCCUGAAAGCCUCUUGGAGUCUUGGGAACUGAUGACCUUUCCAUGAAGACGGGCCUUUGCGUGGCCUGGAGAAGCAAGAGUGUGGUUCUGGUUCUAGGGCAAUGGGCUGCCUCUCCAACCAGGGUUGGAGACCUGAGGCCGUGGCAGGGUUGGGGGAACCCCACUAUGUGGUGGGGACUUCCCAGGACAUGCAAGGUCAAGACUGGAUGGCUACUCAAUUAAACGGAGUUGUGGUAUAGCGACA